This is a messenger RNA of Dictyostelium purpureum, 2586 nucleotides long. RefSeq lists its product as uncharacterized. The transcript is spliced from 2 exons. Gene Ontology annotation, molecular function: secondary active sulfate transmembrane transporter activity. Gene Ontology annotation, biological process: transmembrane transport. The record is from RefSeq and is a predicted model, not a curated record. Gene Ontology annotation, cellular component: membrane. NCBI's taxonomy places the organism in Eukaryota, Evosea, Eumycetozoa, Dictyosteliales, Dictyosteliaceae. The coding region runs from base 1 to 2586 and encodes 861 amino acids.
AUGUUAAAUAGUAAUAAUAUUAAUAAUUGUGAUAUUGAAAUGGAUAAUAAUACAACAUCAAACUAUUAUAAUAAUAAUAAUAAUGGUGAUAGUGAUAAUAGUUCAACUGAAGGAGCAGAAAAUAAUUUAAUAAAUCAAAAGGAAUCAAAUAAUGUGGUUUUAAACAUGUCCUCAAAUAUAGAUAAAGAAUUGGGUAUUUCAAAAAGAUUUGACGAAACAAUGUUUUAUUUUAAUCGUUUAUUAGAUAUAAUAACAAAUGAAGGUUCCAAUAGUUUAAAUCAAUCUAUAAACAGUAAUAUAUUAAUUUCAAGCGGCAUAUAUAAUAAAUAUAAUGAUUUCAAUGGUCAAUCCAUUCAAAACUAUAUUGACGAUAGUUUUUUAAAAGAAGGAAGCGAAACCAACAGUGUAGACGAAGAAAUGUUAACAACAAGUGUAAAAACCCCAUUAAGAAACGGUUCAGAAUAUAAUGAUGACAGUUUAAACAAUAACAAAGAUAUAUUUAAUAUAAUUUCAAAAUUAAAAAGUGAAACCAAAGAAAGUUUAGUUCAUUUACGUUUUAAAGCAAAUAAGGAUUUAGAAAUUUCAAUAUCAAAAGAAAAGAAACCAAUAAUAAUAGAUCAAAUAAUAGAGUUUCAUUUUGAAAAUUUUACAAAUAAUUGUUAUGAUGAAAUAAUAAAUAGAUUUCAAUUUCAAUUCCCAAAUGUUAUAGAUACAAUUAAAAUAAUGAGAACUAUACCCGGAGCAAAGUCUCGUGCUGAACCUGCUCCCGAAGAAGAAGAUAAAACUGCAAAGUUUACAUCAAAUCCAGAAAAUUUUACAAAGUUUUCGAUGAAAGAGUUUGCAACAGAUUCUAUUAAAAGUUUUAAAAUUAAAAUGGUUUUAAAUUAUUUAUUUUCAAUGAUUCAAAUUACUAAAUGGGUACCAAAAUAUCAAUUAAAGUAUAUUAAAGAUGAUGUUAUUUCAUCUCUUACUGUUGGUUUUAUGAUUGUUCCACAGGCUAUGGCCUAUGCAAUUCUUGGUGGUAUGCCUCCAAUUUACGGUUUAUAUGCUGCUUUUAUUGCUCCUGUAAUGUAUGGAAUUUUCGGAACAUCAAACGAAGUGUCAGUUGGUCCAGUUGCUAUGGUUUCUUUAUUAAUCCCUAGUAUUAUUUCGGUGCCAUCUACCGAUCCAGAGUUUCUCUUAGAGGUCUUCUGCCUAUCUUUAUUAUCGGGCAUAGUACUAAUUGUAAUUGGUGUAUUAAGAGCUGGCUUUAUCAUUGAAAAUCUUCUUAGUAAUCCAAUUUUAAUGGGCUUCAUCCAAGCCGCUGCUUUUUUAAUUGUUUGCAGUCAAAUUAAAAAUAUUACCAAAAUUCCAAUACCAAGCAAUGUAUCAAGUUUACCAGAGUUUGUAGAGGCCAUUGCAGAACAUUACAAAUCGAUUCAUGGGUGGACUGUAUUAUUUGGCGUAAGUGGUCUUGUAUUUUUAAUUGUGUUCCGUAUAAUAAAUAAUAAAAUCAAAUUUAAAGUUCCAAUUGCAGUUAUUAUUUUAAUGCUCUCAACUUUAAUAUCAUACUUAAUCAAUUCAAAAUCACACGGUAUUAGCAUAAUUGGUGAUGUUCCAUCUGGUCUCCCAUCAUUUAAAGUUCCAUCUUUAACUUUUGAAAGAGCAGGUCGUUUGAUUGUUGGUGCAUUCAUUAUUUCAAUUUUAGGUUUUGUAGAAUCGAUUUCAAUUGCAAAGAAAUUCUCAUCGAUUAGAAAGUACUCAAUUGACCCAAGCCAAGAAUUAAUUGCGCUAGGUAUGUGUAACUUUGUUGGAUCAUUUUUCCAAGCAUGUCCAUCAACUGGUUCAUUCUCAAGAACAGCAGUAAACUUUCAAACCAAUUCAAGAUCAAGAGUUUGUUCUAUUGCAUCGGGUGUAAUUGUAGCAUGUGUGUUAUUAUUUUUAACACCAAUUAUCAAACAUACUCCAUUAUGUAUUCUUUCGGCCAUUGUCAUCGCAGCAGCCAUCACAUUAUUCGAAUUUAAAGAAAGCUAUGAACUAUUAAAGAGUGGUGAAUUAUUAGGUUUUAUUCAGCUAAUAUUCAUUUUUGUUUUAACACUUUUAUUUGGUUCAGAGAUCGGUAUAAUAGUUGCCUUUUGCGUAUCAAUUCUUCAAAUUAUUUCACACUCUGCAAGACCAAAGCUUGUUAUUUUAGGAAGAUUACCAGGUAGUAUUUUAUUCCGUAAUAUCAAACAUUUCCCAGAGGCAAUUACAAAUAGCAGUAUUAAGAUCUUAAGAUAUGACUCACGUUUAACCUAUUAUACAGUCAAUCAUUUCAGAGAUGCCCUCUAUGAACUAAAAAAAGAAGACCCAGAAUUCGAAUUGGUUCAAACAAUUAUUUUCGAUAUGGCAAAUGUUAGUUCGAUUGACUCCACCGCCAUCGACGUAUUGCACGAAAUUGUAGAUUUUUAUAAAUCUCAAAAUAUUAAAAUAUUAUGGUCUGAUAUUAGACCACACAUCCAGAAAGUAAUGUUUAGAUGUGGUUUCCUAAAAAGUAUGGAUAAUCAUCAUUUCUUCACAACAACUCAUAAAGCUCUAGAAUACGCAUUAUCAGAGCUACAAGAAUAA